AUGGAUGUCGAAUCGAAGAUCACGAAGGGAGCCUUGGACGCCAUCUUCAACGACCCCGAAGGUGCCAACACGAAAUUCCCAGUCCCGGUUCUUCAGUGCCUGCAAAUCAAGCCUUUGGCCGCACAAGCAGGAGGCAACGCGGAGAGAUACCGGAUUGUUCUCAGCGAUGUGAGCAACUAUGUUCAGUGCAUGUUGGCUACGCAGGUCAACCAUGUUGUCCACGACAACAAGCUGGUCAGAAACUGCAUCGUGCGGAUUACUCAGUACCAAGCGAACUCCGUGAAGGGGAAGAACAUUCUGAUUAUCCUCGGCCUCGAGGUUGUCGAGCAGUUCGGCACACCAGACAAGCUCGGCGAGCCUCAAGCCUUUGAAGCGAAGCCUCCUGCAGCAGCAAACACAACCAUCGGCGGACAGAACUUCUACGGUGUCAAGCAAGAGGAGACCAAGCCCACACCAAAGCCUCAAUCGAUACCCACGCGCUCUGCUGGAGGUGCCACCGGCCAGCAUGGAAGCAAUAACAUCUACCCUAUCGAAGCCCUCUCUCCCUACGCUCACAAGUGGACCAUCAAGGCUCGCGUCACGCAAAAGUCAGACAUCCGGACAUGGCACAAGCCUAGUGGCGAGGGCAAGCUGUUCAGUGUCAACUUGCUUGACGAGAGUGGCGAGAUCAAGGCAACCGGCUUCAACGACCAAUGUGACCAGUACUACGAUCUGCUUCAGGAGGGAGGUGUCUACUACAUCUCCAACCCUUGCAAAGUCCAACUUGCCAAGAAGCAAUUCACAAACCUGCCGAACGACUACGAGCUCACUUUCGAGCGCGAUACCCAGAUCGAGAAGGCAGAGGAUCAGAGUAGUGUGCCGCAGGUGCGGUUCAACUUCUGCAACAUUCAAGAGCUUCAGGAAGUCGAGAAGGAUGCGACCGUUGACGUUAUUGGCGUUUUGAAGGAGGUCGCUGAGGUGUCCCAAAUCGUCUCCAAGUCGACUGGCAAGCCUUACGAGAAGCGUGAGCUCACGUUGGUCGACGACACGAAUUACUCAGUUCGCGUCACCAUCUGGGGCAAGAGCGCUACUAACUUUGACGCCAAGCCUGAGUCUGUCGUGGCUUUCAAGGGUACUAAGGUGUCUGACUUUGGUGGUCGCAGUCUCAGCCUGCUUUCUUCUGGAACGAUGUCCAUUGACCCGGAUAUUCCUGAUGCUCACCGUCUGAAGGGCUGGUAUGACUCAUCUGGUCGCAAUGAUACCUUCAGCAGCCACAACAACAUGGCCAGCAUGGGCAAUGCCACUGGUCGCAAGGACCAGGACAAGUCCAUUCUCCAGGUGAAGGAGGAGAACUUGGGCAUGGAGAACCAAGACUACUUCAACCUCAAGGCUACCAUUGUCUACAUCAAGCAGGAGAACUUUGCUUAUCCCGCAUGUAGCAACGAGGGCUGCAACAAGAAGGUGACUGACAUGGGAGAUGGUACCUGGCGUUGCGAAAAGUGCGAUGUUGCCCACCCGAAGCCCGAAUAUCGGUACAUCAUGUCUAUCAACGUGUGCGACCACACCAACCAGCUGUGGCUCAGCUGCUUCGAUGAUGUCGGUCGUGUCAUCAUGGGCAUGUCGGCAGACGAUCUUAUGGCUUUACGCGAGGAGGAUGAAACGAAGAUGGCACAGGCAUUCGAGCAAGCGAAUUGCACCAAGUUAAACUUCCGAUGUCGUGCGAAGAUGGACACCUUCGGCGAAGCUCAGAGGGUACGCUACCAGGUCUUGAGCGCAGGGCAGAUCGACUACAAGGCCGAGGGAGCUAAGCUUGCGGAUCUCAUAAAGCAAUUUGGUAUCAGCUCGUAA
Molecule: messenger RNA, 1827 nt
Organism: Colletotrichum abscissum
Lineage: Eukaryota; Fungi; Ascomycota; Sordariomycetes; Glomerellales; Glomerellaceae
Product: replication factor-a protein 1
Exons: 4
Coding region: 1-1827 (608 amino acids)
Biological process (GO): meiotic cell cycle; DNA replication; telomere maintenance via telomerase
Cellular component (GO): DNA replication factor A complex; nucleus
Molecular function (GO): damaged DNA binding; single-stranded telomeric DNA binding
Source: RefSeq, a predicted model, not a curated record